AUGCCCAAAUGCCGGCAUCCCCUGAGCUCCAACAAAAGUUUAAAACACAACUUAGGAGGCCUUUCCUUUGAGCCCUGCAAGUCUUGCGCCAGGGCCGUGCUGCCGUGGGUCUUCCAGCAGGUGGAUCAAAUCGGACGCCUUGGAGAGCUUCGGCUUCUGAAGCUCCUCGUCGAGUCCGCGAUGCAUCGCUGGAUGUACACGAACAUGCGGGUGGUGGGCCAAGGACAGUUUGGGACAGUGAUGCAGAGCGGCGUCACUUUGGGGAACCAGAACCUCCAGGUUGCCAUCAAGCACAUCCCCAAGCAAACCAACAUCCAGGACCGUUGUGUGUUGGUUGACGUCUUCAACGAAAUCACUUGCUUGGACACAGUGCGAUUCGAGGACCACGUUUGCCAGAUCUAUGACUUCGGUGUGGAAGAGUCCUGCUACUGGAUUGUAAUGAAGUGCUACGGCACCACGCUGAAGAGGUGGCGUGAGCAACUCGUUGGGACUUUGAGCGACCAUCUUCCCGUGCUGCUGACAGUCUUCAAGCAGAUCCUGGAGGCAGUAGCAGCGCUCCACAAGCACGACAUCGUUCACUACGAUCUGAAGUGCGACAAUAUCAUGAUUGAAGCGGCUCACAAGUGUGGCGCUGAGAGCUUUGAUGAUUCCUCUCUUGAUCAUUGUCUCCUGCCGAACCUUGUUAAGCAAUAUUGGGCGGCCCACGCUGCAGCAAACAUCAGCAAACUGACCUUGACGAUGAAACUGGACGGGAACUGGACUAGUUUUCAGUCAACUACUCGUAGCAGCAAGCGCAGCGUCCCCGAAGCUAGCAAGGCCACGAUUGUGGGGUUUAAGGCAGUUUAA
Molecule: messenger RNA, 846 nt
Organism: Symbiodinium natans
Lineage: Eukaryota; Dinophyceae; Suessiales; Symbiodiniaceae
Source: the annotation of a GenBank genome assembly